Drosophila grimshawi is the source of this 1046-nucleotide messenger RNA. Its product is annotated as flavin reductase (NADPH). The transcript has 3 exons. Bases 217 to 831 code for a protein of 204 amino acids. The record is from RefSeq and is a predicted model, not a curated record. NCBI's taxonomy places the organism in Eukaryota, Metazoa, Arthropoda, Insecta, Diptera, Drosophilidae.
CUCGAUGGUAAUUAUUUAUAAGGUUUUGAAAGCCAACGGCAUUUAUGAACACUUCUACUUCGAUUCUGCUUUUCUCUGGUGUCUGUGUGCGUUGUUCGCUUGUCAAGUGUCAUAAUCAGCUGGAUGUCUCAGUUCUCGACCAGUCUGGAGCUAGCUGCUAAGGUGACAUUACUUUUUUGUAUUCAAAGACUGGCUAUUUAGUGAACAAAUAAGAUUAUGCAACGGAUUGCGGUUAUUGGUGGAACCGGCAUGACCGGUCAAUGUGUGGUUGACUACGCAUUGGAGAAGGGUCUCAAAGUGCGUUUACUUUACCGCACUGAAGCCACAGUUCCGGAUCGUUUCAAAAGCAAAGUUCAAUUGGUGCAGGGCGAUGCAACUAAAUUGGACGACGUGAAACGUCUAAUUGAGGGCGAUGGAGGAGUGGAUGGCGUUUGCGUCAUCUUGGGCACACGCAACAAACUGGAGCCCACCACUGAAUUGUCCCGUGGCACCGAGAACGUCAUUAACGCCAUGAAAGAGGCAAAGCUCACGAAAUUCUCCGUUGUCCUGUCAUCGUUUCUAUUACGUCCUCUUAGCGAGGUACCCGCUGUAUUCCACAAGCUAAACGAGGAGCACAAGCGCAUGCUGGAUCUGACCAAAGCAUCUGGAUUGGACUACAUAGCAAUAUUGCCACCGCACAUUGCCGAUGAGCCGGCCAGCGGUUACAAAGUGGUGCACGAUGAAGCACCUGGACGCCUCGUCUCCAAAGAUGACUUGGGCAAAUUCAUUGUGGACAGCUUGGAUCAGCCCGAGCAUUAUGGCAAAGUGUGCGGCAUUGCAAAGAGUGCUUAAGCCCAUUAUAAAUUAAUUCAGUAGCCCAUCGUCUAUUUUGCAUACAAAUAGUAAUAAAAUAGAUUCAAACGUACAAAUAAUAAUGAUUCUAACAAAGCCUUUUAAAGACUAUCUACUCAAUUGUAUGUACAUACAAAAGAGCGUGUGUGUUAUUUUAUGCGCACUAUAAACUUUCCAUUUUAAUACACAGAAUAAACAAAUUUUAAUUGCAAUUA